CUCACCUCUUCUUCCUCCCUUGUCUUUAUCUUGUACGUUGACCGUAACCCUCUCCCAGGAUUCUUCAUCGCAUAGUUCGUCGCCAAAAGCAACGGUCGCUGUCGAAAGUUUCUCUUACACACCCUUAUUCCCACCUCUCAAGAUGGCGUCAAACCAGCCCGCCCGCGCUGCCGGACCCCUGCCAGCCAUGCAAGAGCUCUCACCAACGACGUUCCUCUACGAUCCGCCCUCAUCCGUUCUGGACCCAAACUCACCCAAGCUCGUCGCCAUCUUCAGCUGGAUGUCAGCUCAAGAUGUCCACAUUGCAAAGUACACCUCGCGGUACAUGGCAAUGCACCCCUCCGCCAGCAUCCUCCUCGUAAAAUGCCCCUUCAUCCACACCCUCUCCACCCGCAUCUCCAAGCGGCAAAUCAAGCCAGCGGUCCCCGUGAUCCGCUCCCUAGCCGACUCCACCCCGCCGCCGGCCUCCUCCGGGACGGGAACGGGGCAGCGGGCCCCGCAGCUCCUCUUCCACGUCUUCUCCAACGGCGGCGCCACCAACCUUGCCAAGUUCCUCGAGCUCUACGCCGACGCGGACCGCGCGGGCCGUUUGGAACUCCCGCCGCACGUGACGCUCUACGAUUCCUGCCCGGGUGGGUUCCACUGGAUGCGCAGCUAUCGCGCCCUCUCGGCCUCGAUGCCGCGGAUCCUGGCGCCGCUGGCCCACGUCUUCAUCGGCUGGUUCUGGCUCUUCCACGUCCCGCUCGGGCGGGUCGGGUUCUUUGGCAAGAUGUGGGCAGCGCUAAGGCAGAAGGCGCUGUUGGGUAGUGAGAGGCGGCGGGCGUAUUUGUACAGCAAGGAGGAUGAGAUGAUUUACUGGGGCGAUGUGGAGAGGCAUGCGGAGGAGUCUGCUGAGGCUGGGUUCAAGGUCCGCAAGGAAAUGUUUGACGGGAGUCAGCAUGUUGCGCAUGCGAAGCUGGAUUCGUCGAGGUAUUGGGGGCUUGUGAGGGAUGUGUGGGAUGAGGACUUGGUGAAGAAGAAGGUUGAGCCGCCGACGCCGACGACGAAGUCUGCUGAUGCCCCGUCAGAACCAACGCCCGAGAACGGAUCAGAGACUGCCGACAAGACUCCAGAAUCUGUGAAGACGGCACUGGAAUCACCGCAAGCUGCGCCGGAGCCCCAAAAAGCCAAGUCAGAAUCGCCAAAGGCUUCUCCGGCACCAGAGCCAACCAAAGUGAGCCCUGAGCCACCCAAGCCCGCACUGCCGCCACCAGAGAUUGUGCCUGCGAGGCCGAAGCGGCAACCAACGCCGCCUCCAACCAUUCAGUAAGCCGUUGAUGUGCGCACUUCUGUCAGUUGAGAGCUGGUUACUUUCGUAGAUGAUACCUUUUCUUUGUCUCUGCAUGUAUAGAUUGAGAUAUGCGUGGGCUUACUGUAGACUUUUCUGGAAAAUCGAAUCAUGUUAAAAUUAAGUAGGGAAGCCUGUCUUUUGGGGGGUCUAUUGACAUGAUGUGAGAUGUGCGUGCUAUCGUAAGGCUAGAAACAGAGUGUUCCUCUGAGAAUCAAAUCGGCGCCGAGUAAGUCCUGUAUAUCAAAAUCUGACAUGUAACUACUGAUCUUUUCGUAGCAUCACCGGCUGUUAUCUUGCGAGGAGAGGUCGCUCGGUGCACGGUUGUAGACCAGGGGACGCAAGCCAACGCGAUUCCAUAAAUAAGCAGCCCUUUCCCACCUCG
Colletotrichum phormii is the source of this 1712-nucleotide messenger RNA. RefSeq lists its product as uncharacterized. The record is from RefSeq and is a predicted model, not a curated record. NCBI's taxonomy places the organism in Eukaryota, Fungi, Ascomycota, Sordariomycetes, Glomerellales, Glomerellaceae. The coding region runs from base 143 to 1309 and encodes 388 amino acids. The transcript has a single exon.